Molecule: messenger RNA, 8678 nt
Organism: Carassius gibelio (silver crucian carp)
Lineage: Eukaryota; Metazoa; Chordata; Actinopteri; Cypriniformes; Cyprinidae
Product: voltage-dependent T-type calcium channel subunit alpha-1G
Exons: 37
Coding region: 15-6365 (2116 amino acids)
Biological process (GO): calcium ion transmembrane transport; membrane depolarization during action potential; calcium ion import
Cellular component (GO): voltage-gated sodium channel complex; neuron projection; plasma membrane
Molecular function (GO): low voltage-gated calcium channel activity; voltage-gated sodium channel activity
Source: RefSeq, a predicted model, not a curated record
UCGAGAGGGCCAGCAUGUUGGUAAUCCUGCUGAACUGCAUUACUCUGGGGAUGUUUCAACCUUGUGAGGACAGCCACUGUGACACUGAGCGAUGCAAGAUACUGGAGGACUUUGAUGAUUUCAUCUUUGCUUUUUUUGCUGUGGAGAUGGUAAUCAAGAUGGUUGCGCUGGGCAUCUUUGGGAAAAAGUGUUACCUUGGAGACACCUGGAAUCGGCUAGACUUCUUCAUUGUGUUGGCUGGGAUGCUGGAAUACUCUCUCAACCUGCAGAAUGUUAGUUUCUCUGCGGUCCGAACGGUCAGAGUACUUCGACCUCUCCGGGCUAUCAACCGAGUACCAAGCAUGAGGAUCCUUGUGACGCUUCUGCUGGACACUCUCCCCAUGCUGGGCAAUGUGCUGCUGCUUUGCUUCUUUGUUUUCUUCAUCUUUGGGAUUGUAGGGGUCCAGCUGUGGGCCGGGCUUCUGCGAAACCGCUGCUUCCUCCCAGAAAACUUCUCCCUGCCUACCAGUCUAGACCUGCAUAACUACUACCACACAGAAAACGAUGAUGAAAACCCAUUUAUCUGUUCUCAACCACGGGAGAAUGGCAUGCGCCUGUGCACCUCCAUCCCCACACUUUAUGAAGAGGGCCAACAGUGCCAGCUGGACAUGGCUGCAUACAAUAGCACAGACAACUCCACCUGCGUCAACUGGAACAAGUAUUACACCAACUGCUCAGCCGGAGAGGCCAAUCCCUUCAAGGGGGCCAUAAACUUUGACAACAUUGGUUAUGCCUGGAUUGCCAUCUUUCAGGUUAUUACUCUGGAGGGCUGGGUGGACAUCAUGUACUUUGUUAUGGAUGCUCACUCUUUCUACAAUUUCAUCUACUUCAUCCUCCUGAUAAUAGUGGGCUCAUUCUUCAUGAUCAACCUUUGUCUAGUUGUCAUAGCGACACAGUUCUCUGAGACCAAGCAGCGGGAGAGUCAGCUUAUGAAGGAGCAGAGAGUGCGCUUCAGGUCCAACGCCAGCACCCUGAACAGCUUCUCUGAGCCAGGAAGCUGCUACGACGAGCUCCUCAAGUACCUAGUUCAUGUCAUCCGCAAGGGCACCAGGCAAAUCGGCCACCUCAUCCGGGCCGCCGGGCGCCGUGCAGGCCUGCGGAUCUGUGCUUCUCCGGCGCUGGAACCACCACCCACGAAAAGACGGCAUCAGAAACAGCGCCAGGGAUCCAUCCGUCCCGUCAUGCACCAUCAUCAUCACUUCCACCAUCACUACCAUCUGGGAAAUGGGAGCGUCCGUACUGAUGGGGGCAGAGAAGGGGACAUCCAGAGUUCCCAAAGUGUCAAUGCCAGCAACUCUGGGCAUCUCAUGCGACCUGUCAUUGUACCUCAGCAGGAGCCCCUUUGUGGGUCUCUGGGUCCCAGUGGUGCAGAAUCAGUGCAUAAUGUUUAUCAGACUGCGGGCCACCUCGAGCCUCUGCGCUGCAGCCCAUCACCUUGUUCCAUGGUGUUUCAGGCGUAUAAAAGGAACUCUGUGCCAUUUGCGGCUCCAGUACAUAAGAAUUACCCCACGUUACAGUCAUCUCUGGCCUUAGAGCAGCUCAGACAGAGAAUCCUGGAGCCAGGAGGAGGCAGUUGCACUGCUAGUGUCCUUACCAACCUAAACAUCCCCCCAACUCCCAUCAACACCUCACAGUGCCUGGUGGAGACACAAGGUCCUCCUGGCAAGAUCAUCUUUAAGGAUGCGCUCCUGAGUCGCAGUGGCACAAACUUAGACACAACUUUGACCUUUGACCCCGAGACAUGUCCGUAUUGCGCCAAAGCGAUGGCUAAUGACUCCGAGGGAGUGGAUGGGAUUGAGACGGCAGACUCUGACAGUGAGGGCGUGUACGAGUUCACACAGGAUGCUCAUUAUCGGGACAGCAGAGAUCCCAACAGGAAGAAGAAGUUGUUUGCAUUAGGAGCCCGGGCAGCAAAGGUGGUCCUUUUCUGGAGGCUGGUGUGUGACACGUUCCGUAAGAUUGUGGAUAGCAAGUACUUCGGACGAGGAAUAAUGAUCGCUAUUCUCAUUAACACACUCAGCAUGGGCAUUGAGUUCCAUGAGCAGCCUGAUGAGUUGACAAAUGCUCUGGAAAUCAGUAAUAUCGUCUUCACCAGUUUGUUCGCACUGGAGAUGCUCCUGAAACUGCUGGUUUAUGGUCCUUUUGGCUACAUCAAGAACCCUUACAACAUCUUUGAUGGUAUUAUUGUGGUAAUCAGUGUCUGGGAGAUUGUUGGCCAGCAGGGAGGAGGUUUAUCGGUGCUGAGGACCUUCAGACUCAUGCGUGUGUUGAAGCUGGUCCGCUUUAUGCCCGCCCUGCAAAGGCAGCUGGUGGUCCUGAUGAAGACAAUGGACAAUGUUGCCACCUUCUGCAUGCUGCUAAUGCUUUUCAUAUUCAUUUUCAGUAUUCUAGGCAUGCACCUGUUUGGAUGUAAAUUUGGUUCUGAGAGAGAUGGAGACACACUUCCUGACCGCAAGAACUUUGACUCUUUGCUGUGGGCCAUUGUAACAGUUUUUCAGAUCUUGACUCAGGAGGACUGGAAUAAGGUACUAUAUAAUGGGAUGGCCUCCACCUCUCCUGUGGCUGCUCUGUACUUCAUCGCCCUCAUGACUUUUGGAAACUAUGUCCUGUUCAACCUGUUGGUGGCUAUCUUGGUGGAAGGAUUCCAAACUGAGGAAGUAUCCAAGAAGGAAGAUUUGCAUGGCCAGCUGAGCUGUAUUCAGCUGCCUAUAGACUCAGGGGGUGAUGCCUCAAAGUCAAAUUCUGAAGCAGACUUCCAUGCACGGAGCUUGGAGGAUGUUUCAGGACAUAAGAAGGAUCUGUCUGCAUCAUCUGUUGUGCCCAUCAAUGGCCAUGUGGAUUUGAAGAGCAGCCUGACCCCUCCCCUCAUCACUCACACGGCUGCAACACCCAUGCCCAUCCCCAAGAUAGCAGGAGGAGGAGACCCGGUGCUAGGUGAUGAAUCCCGCAGAGGCAGCGGUGUCUCAAUGGAUCCCAAUGGCCAAGACAAAUCUCCAUCGAGUGUACGGAGCUCCCCAAAUGCCCCCUGGAGUUCAGCCAGUAGCUGGAACAGCAGGCGCUCCAGCUGGAAUAGCCUGGGCCAAGUCCCCAGCCUCAAGAGGCAGAAACGCCAGUCUGGCGAACGGCGCUCCUUGCUUUCUGGCGAUGACCAGUCCAGCUCCGAUGAGGGAGAUGCAGGAGAGAGCGCAGGCGGCGGGGGCAUGUCCGAGGGUGAUGAUGCCUCCCUCGCCAGGACGGACUCCCUGAGCCAGAGGCCUCGGCACAGGCGCAUGGAAUCCCUGGAGACACGCAGCUCAUUUGAUCUGCCUCCAGACACCCUGCAGGUGCCAUACAUGUAUCGUUCAGCCAGCAUACACAGCACCCGGCCACCCAACUUCCUCAGCAAUGGCAAGAGUUCUCCAUCUGCAGCCACCACACAGCUUUCUCUAGAUGAACACCAGAGCGAGGAUGACAAUGCAGAUGAUGAAGGAAACCUGAGUCGGAUAGCUCGUCUCUACCGCUGGCUGGAGCACAAGCAGCCCCAGUGGUGUCGGGAGAGGGUCACCUGGUCUCUUUACCUGUUCCCCCCUCAAUCACGGUUUCGUGUGACCUGCAAUAAAAUCAUCAGUCACAAGAUGUUUGACCAUGUGGUUCUUAUCAUCAUCUUUCUCAACUGCAUCACUAUCGCCAUGGAGAGGCCCAGAAUCGACCCCUCCAGCGCUGAACGCAUCUUCCUGACGUUGUCCAACUACAUAUUUACUGCCAUCUUUGUGACUGAAAUGACAAUAAAGGUGGUCGCUUUGGGCUGGUGUUUCGGGAAGAAGACCUACCUGAAGAGCAGCUGGAAUAUUCUCGACGGUAUGCUGGUGAUGAUCUCUGUGAUCGACAUCCUGGUAUCCUUGAUCUUCAACAGCGGCACUAAGAUCCUGGGAAUGCUUCGGGUGCUGCGCUUACUGAGGACCCUGCGUCCGCUCAGAGUGAUCAGCAGAGCUCCAGGACUGAAGCUGGUUGUUGAGACACUGAUGUCAUCACUCAAGCCUAUCGGGAACAUUGUAGUUAUCUGUUGUGCCUUUUUCAUUAUUUUUGGCAUCUUGGGAGUUCAGCUUUUCAAAGGAAAGUUCUUUGUGUGUCAGGGGGAGGAUACAAGGAACAUCACCAACAAGUCUGAUUGCCUCCAGGCUAGCUACAAAUGGGUCAGGCACAAGUACAACUUUGAUAACCUGGGGCAGGCCCUCAUGUCCCUUUUUGUUCUGGCUUCUAAAGAUGGUUGGGUGGACAUAAUGUACGACGGACUGGAUGCUGUCGGUGUCGAUCAGCAGCCCGUCAUGAAUUACAACCCAUGGAUGCUGCUCUAUUUCAUCUCCUUCUUGCUGAUCGUGGCUUUCUUUGUGCUCAACAUGUUCGUUGGCGUGGUGGUUGAGAACUUCCACAAGUGCCGGCGGCACCAGGAGGCCGAAGAAGCCAAACGGCGGGAAGAGAAGCGCCUUAAACGCAUGGAGAAAAAAAGAAGGAAUGUAAUGCUGACCGGUGUCAGUUGGUCCAGUCCCGAUCACACACAAGAAGCCCAGAGUAAACCCUAUUACUCAGAUUACUCCCCUACACGGCUUCUCAUCCACAAGAUGUGCACCAGCCACUAUCUGGACCUGUUCAUCACGAUUGUCAUCGGGCUCAACGUCAUCACCAUGUCCAUGGAGCACUACCAACAAUCUAAGGUUCUGGACGAGGCUCUGAAGAUCUGCAACUACAUUUUCACAAUCAUAUUUGUCCUAGAGUCCGUCUUCAAGCUUGUUGCUUUUGGAUUUCGACGCUUCUUCAAGGACAGGUGGAACCAGUUGGAUCUUGCCAUUGUUCUGUUGUCUAUUAUGGGCAUAACACUGGAAGAAAUUGAGGUCAACGCUUCCCUUCCCAUCAACCCCACCAUCAUUCGCAUCAUGAGGGUGCUGCGGAUCGCUCGUGUGCUGAAGCUACUCAAGAUGGCAGUGGGAAUGCGAGCUCUGCUAGACACUGUGAUUCAGGCACUGCCUCAGGUGGGGAAUCUGGGUCUUCUCUUCAUGUUGCUUUUCUUCAUCUUCGCUGCUCUGGGAGUGGAGCUGUUUGGUGACCUGAUAUGUGAUGAUCUGCACCCCUGUGAAGGUCUCGGCCGUUAUGCCACGUUCAAGAAUUUUGGCAUGGCUUUCCUUCUGCUGUUCCGUGUAUCCACCGGGGACAACUGGAAUGGCAUUAUGAAGGACACGCUCAGAGACUGCUCCCAAGACACAGGCAUCUGCUACAACACGGUGGUGUCCCCCAUUUACUUUGUGUCCUUCGUUCUGACGGCUCAGUUUGUGCUGGUCAAUGUGGUGAUCGCAGUGCUCAUGAAACACCUGGAGGAAAGCAACAAAGAGGCCAAGGAGGAGGCUGAGCUGGAAGCCGAGAUGGAGCUUGAGCUGGAGGCUGUGGGUGGAGAUGGAGGAAUAUCCCGAGGGCACAUGCCACCUUUGGGACAUGGUGACAUCGGUGGACAGGGAGGGUCACCUUGGAUCUCAAGAGACUCUCGAGAUAUCUCGGGACCUCUUUACCCCACAGACAGCCCACCUGCAGACAUACGCAGAGACUCUGAAGAUCACAUGAAGACUGAUCCCGAUCCUCCUCAUAAUUUGGAGCCGCCAUUAGAGCGGAGGCCUAUGUUUGACUCAGUUUCCCUGGUGAUCCAGGGCUCAUUGGAAGGAGAGCUCAGCCUCAUGGACAACCUAUCUGGCUCCAUCUGCCACUACUACGCUCUGCCCCCCCUUCACAGCAAGCACUGCACUGAGAAACAGAUUCCUCUAGCCGAGAUGGAGGCUCUGUCUCUGGCGUCGGAGAAAUCCUGGUCCUUAGCUCUGACGGAUGACUCUGUCCCAGAUGAUUUUAACCCCCUCUUACUAACCAGUCAGGAGUGCAAUACCACAGCUCCAGCAGAUCCCACAGACCCCCAGCAGCCAGACAAGCCAGCGGAUGAGCACUUACUGUACGUGAAGAAGACCUCAGUGGGCCGCACACAUUCUUUGCCCAAUGACAGCUACAUGUUCCUGCCGCUGCAGCCCAACUCAACCCACAGCACUCACACAACCUCACCUCACCUUGCUCAAACAGGCUCUACAGGUUCUAUCCAGUCUCAAACAGAAGAACCCACAAAGCACUUGACUGUGCCCACCGAUCUGUUCAGACCGAUCAGUCCCCAUAGCCUAUCAGACUCAGAGAGCAUCCCACGAAUCCCCCCACCUCGCCGGGCACACACUCUCACGCGAACCCUACGCAGACAGCUCAGCAUGGUACAACCCAAGCCUGACCCCGAGCUGCUCCUGAGGCACAGAUACUCCUGUUUCUGAGAGAGCCGGAAUGGGCUGCUUGGUUCAGCUGGCCUCCAGCUCCACAGCUCCUUGAACCCAAAAUCUUUCCCUGUUUCUCCUACCACAACCCUUAAAUCCCGUUCCUCCAGUCCAACGCAUUUCACCAUGGCUACUGUAAAGGCCAAAACUGCAGGAUAAAGAUCAAGGGGAAUUGAAGGAUUGGACAGACAUAAUUAACACAGAUAAUUUUAAUUGUAAUUAUGAUUUAUGAAAAUCUUCCAAAAAUUAUGUAUUAAAACUGUUACUUUAGCUUCUUGUUUUUAACAUUAACUUAAAACUUAAUAAAAAAUAUAUAAUAUAAAUAUACAAAAUAUAAAAAUAUAUAAUAUAUAAAGUAUUAAAAAAUAUAUAUAAUAUAAACCAUAAUACAUCACAUUAUUAUUAUUAUAUAUAUAUGGUUUCCCAGACAUGCCAUUUAGUCAGUCAUUUGUCAUACAAUGUAAAAUCAAUUUCCUGACACUAGGGGGCAGCAUAGUUUUAACCCUACAAGUUUCAUCAUUAUGGCUCUUACAUAUGUUAGCUAACUGUCCACAUUUGACAUGGUUCCUCGUGAUCUUUAGCCUCUCACAAAACACCCAACCACCUCUCUCCUACUGGGGCCAGUGUCUCUCUUGGGCUCCCUUGAUUAAAAGAAAGUGACAGUUUUAGGUAGAAUUCUGAGAGAGGAGACCCCAGGAAGAGACAUGGGUUUUGUGGUCUGUUGCAGUAGCCCAGUGGCUCAGAGUGCAGUCUGCCAAACAGUGCCUGUAGUUUUGUAGGGUAAAUGUUUCUCUGCCCUAGUUAAAACAGUCCAUCUGUUACAAACUUUUCUCUGAAAGUGCAAUUGAUAUUGUAAGUUUUCACCUAUGUGACUUCACACACAGCAGUGGCAUGUACAGUACUGCCACUCGGGCAUUGUGUCAGUUUAGUUCAUGUCAAAUUGGAGACAAAGAUAUAAUGUAGAGCAAAAGGAAGACAACAAUUUAUUUGCCAAUUUCUCCAAUAGUCUGUACACUUUCAGAUUUUGUUGAAAGUGCACACAGCAUACAUUUCCUACCAGUGGAAGCAAUAAGAAGGACCAGGGGCGGUUCUAGGGUCUAGAGAUAUCAUGUUUUGCCCAAACCUCUGAGGAUACAUAUGAAUAAUCAUUUGUUUAAAUAUUACAAUAAUAUAAACCUUAAAGUAAGGCAUCAUUUUUAUGAAGUUAAUAUUUAUAUAUUACUGGAUAUAAAAAAUAAAAAGGUCUCAUCUCUAUGCUUGCCAAAAAUUCCAUGCAUCCCUAAAAGCUUUCUAUAGCUGUGUUCAGGUUGACAGUUGUGUUGUGACUUUCACUAGUCAUUGUCAGUGGUUUGGUUAAGUUAGUUUACUGUUUAUAUGAGUGUUUUUGAGGGAAAAACUGUUGCUUUACCAAAGGUUGUGAAGUUUACAAGAGCCGCAAGCGGUCAGGCUUGAGUACAAAAUUGUAUUCCAUUCUGUCUGUAAAAUAGUUGGUGCUUAUUACAUCUGGAUGGAGUGCAACUCUUACCAGAAAUCUAUAGAUCCUAUAGUUUCUUCAUUAUAUCUGAUUUAUAGAGCAAAUGACUAGAGACCUGAUAUUAAAUUCUCCAAAAAAAAAAAAAAAAAAAAAAUGUAUGUAUAUAAUAUAUUAUAUAUUAUAUAUUAUUGGGGCAUAAGCACUGGAAGCCCAUCCCUAGGACCGCCCAUGAGACUAAAAGGUCUAAGAAUGUUUUCUGCUGGUGGUUGCAACUAAUUGUUGAAUUAAGAAUUUUAUUUCAGAAUUUGUAACUGCUAUUAAGCAAGUUUUAUUGACCUUUCUAGCACAAUUUAAGCACUAUUUUUGUCUGUUUUAACGUUUGGCCGGAACAUUUUGGUACAUUUUGUGGCAAGUUACUUCAUUUGAUACAUUCAAGUUUGUUACAAACUUUUAAAAAAGAACAACAACAACAACAUCAGAUUAUAAAUGUUGGCUACCUGUGAUUAGGGCAAUGAAUGCAUUAAAACCGAUGCCCUGAGGCAGUCUCUCUAUUUUUCUAAUUUCACCUCCAAUCCUUUGAAGCAGAGAGCUUGUGGAGUGCAAUGCUAAUGGUGAACUCCACUCUAACUCCACGCCCCCCACCCCCCACCCCCUCCACUGGCUUCUACAACCCUAACAUCUCAUACUAACCAGUCUCCCUCUCACCUGUUCAUGUCCUAAUCCCUAAUGUUACCCCUUACCUUCCCCUCACCUCCUCCCGUCCCUGCUCUCCUCAGGUGGCAGUGAGUGCUGACUCUCAGGAGACUCUAUACACAGAGGGAGGGGAAAACGAGGGUCCC